AUGUCCGUUAAGGCAUUGAACCAGAAUCGUCGCGCGCAGGUUGCAGAGACGAUGGUGCUCGCUUUGAUGGCCGGAUGGAUCACGUACCUGAUUCAGAAGAAGAAGGAGUAUCUGCACGAGGGCAUAGAGAAAACGUCGCGACUGACAAAACAGCGGCUGCUGCAGACCGUUUCGAUGUCGUAUUCACUCUUUGUCCUGUAUAUCCUGGGCUUGUCCACUGUUAUGUGGUCUAUUUGUCGACAUCAGACUCUGUCUAAAGCUCUCCGUGCGUCGUCCAGACAUGAGCGCGACACUGGUCUUGUCGUAGGCUGUGUACUGCCUCCUUUUGUGCUCUUUAGUCGCCUAUUGGUGGGGAUGUAUCAUGAAGAAGGUUUUUCAAGUUUUACUUUUUUUUACGCAUGGACCAGCAUUUCCAUUGGUGUCAGUGUGCUGCUCAAGGUUGCGGUGUUUGGGACUGUGACAUCAUGCAGUGUAAACGCCCUCGUGGAUAUGGUGUUGCUGCCGGUGGCAUUCGGCCUGUUCAGUCCGGUGGAAGCGGAGUGGAGGUUUUUGUUAGCUACCGGUGGACGAGUCAUUGUGGCCGCUGUGUUAUCUGCGGGCUUCAAGCUCCUACCUCGGUCAUUCACUAUUGGAGAAGCGAUGCUCGUUGCUGAAGGCAUCGGCCUUUGCUUGUAUGAUCUUGUUCUUGUCACGGUUAAAAAAGUAAGUGAAUGCGAUAUCAUCGACUUGCAGCCCGUGGUGCUUCACCCGUGGCUCAUCAUUGACAUUGACCGACCAGACUAUGUAAUGGCGCUGCAGGUUGGAAUGAUGGGGUCGUUGCUGGUGUGCGUGGCGCUAAUUCCGCUUUUAUGGUCUUAUGGAACUCCGUCGCCCACUAUUGUUGCGCAGCCGUUGCCUGUGAAAGGAACGGUGACGUUUGUACUCACAGUUGCGGUGGUUGUAGGCGGUGUGGUAUAUCCGUGGAGCUGUUUUUUGUUGCAGACGUGGAACCCCAUUGCGUGGCUACUUGGCUUCCUUAUGGAGUCGAGCGAUGUCUCAGUAUUCUUACCACCACGAUUCGAACUGAUAGGAUACUGGGCGGUUUGUAUGGUCGUUUUGAUUCCAUUCUUUGCGUUCAUCUCAACCCGCUUAGCGCUGCGUAACAUUGUCGCACGAAAGCUAUUCCAUCUCUUGGCGGUAUUGAUGCUUGGCCCAGCAUCACUUAUUGAUGCCUCCAUGCUGUCAUUAAGUUAUGGCGUGGCUCUCAGCAGCUUCGUCCUCGUGGAGUGUGUUCGCGCGCUGGCACUGCCACCCUUCGGUCAGUCGAUCGCUGAAUUUAUGCGAUCAUUCAUCGAUCAUCGCGAAGGCGGACUUGUCAUUUUGACCCACUCGUACUUGCUGCUCGGCUGUGCUUUGCCACUAUGGCUAGCUUCAUCGUCAAUCAGGAUAUCUGCAGUCGCAGCAAAUGCUGGUGUGCUUGCACUGGGUGUCGGAGAUGCAAUGGGAGCCACCGUGGGCUUGAGCAUUGGCAAGCGCACAAUUUUCGGCAGCAAGACUGUGGAAGGAUGUGCAGCUGUGUUCAUUUCGAUGAUGCUUGCUUCAAUACCGCUUCACGACUACCAUUUGCGCUCAUUCUAUAAUGGGGAGCACGUUCAGUUGGUGCUGCUCACAGCAGCAACCAUUCUGACAACCGUACUAGAGGCUGCAACAGCGCAAAUUGACAAUCUGGUACUCCCCCUCUUCUUUUAUACGGCGUGCAAUUUAGUAGAUUGUCAUCGAGUGUGA
Peronospora farinosa is the source of this 1764-nucleotide messenger RNA. NCBI's taxonomy places the organism in Eukaryota, Oomycota, Peronosporomycetes, Peronosporales, Peronosporaceae. The record is from the annotation of a GenBank genome assembly.